AUGGUGUCUCUCCAGUACAGGAUCGGUCAGCUGUAUAUGAUAAGCAAGCACAGUCAUGAGCAGAGUGACCGAGGAGAGGGUGUGGAGGUGGUGCAGAAUGAGCCGUACGAGGAUCCUAUCCACGGAUCCGGACAGUUCACCGAGAAACGUAUCUAUCUGAACAAUAAGCUACCUAGCUGGGCACGAGCAGUGGUCCCCAAAAUUUUCUAUGUGACGGAGAAGGCCUGGAACUACUACCCCUACACCAUCACUGAGUACACAUGCUCAUUUUUGCCGAAGUUCUCCAUCCACAUAGAAACAAAAUAUGAAGACAACAACGGCACAAACGACAAUAUCUUUGAUGGGGAGCUGAAGGAUGAGGAUAUGGAGGUGUGUUUCGUUGAUAUCGCCUACGACGAGAUUCCCGAGCGCUACUACAAAGAGGCCGAGGACCUGCGUUACUUUAAAUCAGAGAAGACGUCACGCGGUUUUCUCCAGGAGGGCUGGAGGGACACCCAGAACCCGGUCAUGUGCUCGUACAAGUUAGUGACGGUCAAGUUUGAAGUGUGGGGCUUACAGACGAGAGUGGAACAGUUUGUGCACAAGGUGGUGAGGGAUGUGCUGCUCUUGGGCCAUAGACAAGCUUUUGCUUGGGUGGAUGAAUGGAUUGACAUGACAAUGGACGAGGUUAGAGAAUAUGAACGUGCCACUCAGGAGGCCACAAACAAGAAGAUUGGCAGUUUACCCCCUGCCAUUUCUAUCAGCGAGACCCCACUGCCAUCCUGUGCCCGCAGUGGACCCUCAAGUGCCCCGUCCACCCCGCUGUCUACCGAGGCUCCAGACUUCCUGGCUGUGCCCAAGGACAGACCCAGAAAAAAGUCAGCCCCAGAGACCCUGACCCUACCUGAUCAUGGCCGAAGAGACUCUGGCUACCGACUGCCCAGUCUCUUCUCCUGGCACUCCAGUUCCUCACAGCCAGAGUGA
Messenger RNA from Chanos chanos (milkfish), 963 nucleotides. RefSeq names its product phosphatidylinositol transfer protein cytoplasmic 1a (gene pitpnc1a). Lineage: Eukaryota; Metazoa; Chordata; Actinopteri; Gonorynchiformes; Chanidae. Gene Ontology annotation, molecular function: phosphatidylinositol binding; phosphatidylinositol transfer activity. Bases 1 to 963 code for a protein of 320 amino acids. The record is from RefSeq and is a predicted model, not a curated record. The transcript has 8 exons. Gene Ontology annotation, cellular component: cytoplasm. Gene Ontology annotation, biological process: phospholipid transport.